Messenger RNA from Quercus robur (English oak), 1990 nucleotides. RefSeq names its product serine carboxypeptidase-like 18. Gene Ontology annotation, biological process: proteolysis; secondary metabolic process. Gene Ontology annotation, molecular function: acyltransferase activity, transferring groups other than amino-acyl groups; serine-type carboxypeptidase activity. The coding region runs from base 200 to 1642 and encodes 480 amino acids. The transcript is spliced from 14 exons. Lineage: Eukaryota; Viridiplantae; Streptophyta; Magnoliopsida; Fagales; Fagaceae. The record is from RefSeq and is a predicted model, not a curated record.
AUACCCACCUAGUGUACCUAAAUCUCAUACAUCAAUUAGUCAUUGCACGUACCUAAUUGAGAGCUUGAUUCACGAAUCCAUUGGUAACACAUAAAGCCUAUUUGGUGUCAAAAUCAUAUACCCAUUUUUACAAGUAGAUGUUGAGCUUUGCUUUACAAGAACUUUAGCUUGGCAUAUUGGACACAGAUCCAUCAAUAACAUGUGUACAAAGCAAACACUAAUGUUUAAUUCAAGCACUAGAAUUGUUAAAAUGUGCUUGAGUAUACUUCUCUUACUGGUUUUCUCUACCAUUGCCUUUUCUCAAUCAGUCAUUGAAUAUGUACCAGGAUAUCCUGGCAAGCUUCCUUUCAAACUUGAAACUGGAUACAUUGGAGUAGGAGAAACAGAUGAAGUGCAACUAUUCUACUAUUUCAUUGAGUCUGAGAGGAGCCCAGCCAACGAUCCCCUUGUCUUCUGGCUAACUGGAGGCCCUGGUUGUUCUGGGUUCUCAGCACUUGCCUAUGAAAUUGGUCCAUUGACAUUUGAUUAUGCAUCUUUCAAUGGGACUUCACCAGCAGUCACAGUGAACCCAUACGCAUGGACUCAGGUGGCCAAUAUUAUAUUUAUUGAUGCACCAGUUGGAGCUGGAUUUUCAUAUGCAACAACCUCAGAAGGUUACUACACCUCAGACACAAAAUCAGCACAACAAAGCUAUACUUUUUUGAGGAAGUGGUUGCUUGAUCACCCACAAUUUCUUGGAAAUCAACUCUACAUUGGUGGUGAUUCCUAUUCUGGUCUCAUUGUUCCUAUGCUCGUCAAACAUGUACUCGAAGGUCUGGAAGCCGGACUCAAUCCAACAAUGCAACUUCAAGGAUACUUGCUCGGGAAUCCAGUGACAGAUUCUUAUACUGAUGUCAAUUUUAGGAUCCCUUAUGUGCACAGGGUGAACCUUAUAUCAGAUGAACUCUAUGAGGCGGCCAGAUAUAAUUGCCACGAGGAUUAUGUCAAUUAUAGUAUGAACAAUACACUAUGUGUGACCGCUCUUCAAGCAAUCAAAGAGUGCCUUCUACAAAUAAACCUAGCACAAAUUUUGGAACCUCAAUGUGCUUUUGCAUCCGGAAAACCAAAGGAGGUUGAAUGGGAUUUGAGAGUUCAGGAGUCAAAAACCAUGAACUACCUACUCUCAGAAACUAAACUUCCUGAACUAGAGUGUCGGGGCUUUACAUAUGUGCUUGCUUACAAGUGGUUGAAUGAUGAUAGAGUCCGAAAAGCUCUUCAUGUUCGAGAGGGAACCGUAGGUUCAUGGGUAAGGUGCCCCAAAUCUUUGUCGGGUUACACAGAAGAUGUCACAAGUAGUGUAGCAUAUCAAAAAAAUCUCACAGAGACCGGUCUCCGGGCUCUGAUAUACAGUGGGGAUCAUGACAUUUCUGUUCCAUGGGUUGCUACAUAUGCAUGGAUAAAAGCUCUUGGUGUGGCCGUUUUUGAUGAAUGGCGUCCAUGGUACCUUGAUGGUCAAAUUGCCGGAUACCAAGUGAAGUUCAUGAAUGAUCAGUACCGCUUGACUUACGUAACUGUAAAGGGUGCAGGUCACACGGCGCCAGAGUACAAGCACAAGGAAACCCUUGCUAUGGUUGAUAGGUUUUUUGCUCGCUAUCCAAUCUAAUUAGUCGUUGAAACUAAGAAAUAUUGAGUUAUUUAUAUUCUUGCUUGGAGGCAUAUUUUUUAAUAAAGUCUUGUUUUUUUAUUAAUGUAAUCGGAAGAACAUUUGGGAAUUAAAUAUCUUGCGUUCUCAAAAUUGGACUUGGUAGAAUUGAUGCAAUGCAAAUACAAUGUAAAUUGCAUAAUUUAGUUCACUGUUCAAGUUUGAUGCUAGGAAACUUCGGAAUUUCUUCCAAGUUGCCUGUUUACUUAAAGAAAGAGGCAACAUAUCGAGCAGAAAGUUUUGUGAACUUCGAAUGAAUUAAUGAUCAGUCAUACUCUUGGUAUUAAUGAAGAAUGAUUGUGUGGUACA